AUGGACGGACUUGCACGUAUCAUCCAGCGGCCUGAAUUCCGGGUUGAUGAACUUCGAGGGUACAAUGCACAAACCGCUAAUGAGAAGAUCACCAAAGCAGAUGAAAACUGGGAGCGCAAUCGAUUCAAGGACUCGUUUACAGAGACUUCUGUAGAAAUUGAAGUCCCAUCUGGUGACGCACAGAUUCCCCCCAAAAAGUUCACGAUUCCGCAGCUGUUAUACCGCGACCCCCUUUCAGUAAUCCGCGCAGCAUUUGCAGAUCGGCUUGCGAGUCAGUUUCAUUUCACGCCCUUCAAACUUUUUCAGCAAGUUGAAGAUGAGGAGGGGAACAGCUUCUCGCAGCGUGUUCAGACCGACCUCUACAAUUCCGACGUGUUUAUUGAGGAACACAAGAAUCUUCGGCGUGCACCCACUGACGACAAGGACUGUAAACGAGAAAAGGUUGUUGCUGCACUGAUGUGUUGGUCCGACGCUACCCAGCUUGCCAAUUUCGGAACUGCAAAGCUGUGGCCAAUUUACAUGCUGUUUGGUAAUCUCUCGAAAUACAUCCGUGCUUCACCUAACUCAGGUGCUGUUCACCAUCUGGCUUACAUACCUACAAUUCCGGAUUCCGUUAAACACGAAAUAUCAAAGUUCAAUGUCAAUUGGAAAACACAGGCAGGUGAACUUAUUACCCACUGUAACCGGGAGCUAUACAACGCUAUUUGGAGGUUUCUCCUGAAUAAUGAAUUUCUCCAUGCAUACAAAUAUGGAAUCGUUAUCAAAUGCUUCGAUGGAAUUGAGCGCCGCGUCUAUCCUAGAUUUUUUACUUACUCCGCAGAUUAUCCAGAGAAGGUGUUACUUGCAACCAUUCGAGAACUUGGUACUUGUUUAUGUCCUCGCUGUUUGUGCACCAAAUCUGCCGCUGACAUGAUGGGCUCUCGCUGGGACAUGAAAAUUCGCCAAAAAUUACGAGUCUUUCUCCAUGAUAAAGUAGCAUUGGCACGAAAAUGGAUCUAUCAUGAAGGAGUCAAAAUUCGAGGAAGUGCUGUGGAACGUAUCUUGAAAGCUACUUCAUCAGUCCCGACAUCGAAUGCUUUUGUUGAUCGUCUGGGGCAGAAUUUCAAUCUUGCGCGUAUGCUAGUUGUUGAUUUAAUGCAUGAAUUCGAGCUCGGAGUCUGGAAGGCAUUAUUUGGCCAUCUCACCCGAGUCGUCUAUGCUGUAGGCCAACAAUACGUUGAUGAACUGGACAAUAGAUUUCGUCAGAUGCCUACUUUUGGUUUCGACACCAUCCGUGCAUUUGCGAACAAUGCUUCGGAAAUGAAGAAACUAGCUGCACGCGACUUUGAGGAUCUUCUCCAGUGUGCAAUUCCAGUAUUCGAAGGACUUCUUCCAGAGCCAUUCAACACCAAGCUCAUGACCUUGCUCUAUCGAGCAGCCGAAUGGCAUGCUCUAGCGAAGCUCAGAAUGCACACGGAAAAAACUCUGGACUACAUGGAAUCUCUCACCCACGACUUUGGGAAACGCAUGCGCCAUUUCCGGGACCUUACCAAUAAAUCAUUCAAUACGUAUGAGACCGAUCGUGAGUUGACUGCACGCCUUCAGCGCCAACAAAAGAAAGCUGCUAGCACAUCUGGGACCAGUCAUCCACAACCCAAUCAGGGUCGCCGUCGUAAGUUUCUGAACUUAUUAACAUAUAAAUGGCAUGCAUUGGCAGACUAUGUACCAACAAUCCGUUGGUUUGGUCCAGCAGAUAGUUUCUCGACACAAAUAGGAGAGUUGGCUCAUCGAGUAGUGAAAAAGCUCUAUGGUCUGGGGAACAAGAAGAAGGAUCCCAGGCAAAUUGGCCGUAGGUUACGCCGUUUGGAAUGGGCAAAACGGGCCUUUGACCGUCGUGGUAUUCAUACCAAACGGCGACGUCAGCAGGGACUACUCAACCCAGGAAAUGCUGCUGAAUUGCUGGCUGUGCAUCACCACAUCGGAAAAUCAGACAGGAACAAGCACAAUAUUGGAUCCUUUUCGAAGCUGUACCAAGAUGAUCCUGCUGCAAAGAAUUUCUACCCCAAACUUCAAGAUCAUCUUCUUGGGCGAUUAAUGGAGCGCAAAUUUGAUGGUGAUACUCAUGAAUCAUUUACAGAUACAGACCGGAAUCAUAUUCGUCUGAAAGGAGGUUCUUUUACCUCACUGAAAACAUGUCGAAUCAAUUACACAACAUACGAUGUCCGACGAGACCAGGACACUGUAAAUCCAAGCAAUCAUGCUGACGUAAUGAUGCUUUCUGGUGAAGAUACACCCAACGCUCAUCCGUAUUGGUAUGCGCGCAUCCUCGGAAUAUAUCGUACCACUGUUAUCUCCACUCAUCCCAAAGCAAGUACAGCUCAAUCAGGACCAGUAGCUUUCGAAUUUCUUUGGGUACGCUGGCUGGGUCUUGCCCCAGGUCAUCGAUCAGGCUCUCAUGUUGCACGAUUACCCAAGGUUGGGUUUGUCCCAGAGAGUGACCCCUUCGCAUUUGGCUUCCUGGACCCUGCUCAUAUAAUUCGAGGAUGUCACCUGAUGCCUGCUUUCAGUGAUGGUCGGACACAAGAGCUUCUCGAAUCUUCUCAACCUACAGUAGCUCGGAAGGCAGGAGAGAAAGAUGAUUGGGCAUAUUUUUAUGUUGGAAUAUUUGUGGACCGGGACAUGUUCAUGCGGUAUUUUCCUGGAGGUGGCGUUGGACAUGUGGCCAACCGGAGAUUCUUCCAGCAAAGUGAUAGCGAGGACAGCAAUGGCAGUGAUAGUAGUGGGGAGGAUGAAUCUAACAACUCGGAGGAACACAGCUUGGAUAGUAAUCAUUCAGAUGACAGCUUUGGAUCAGAUGGAGAUGGAGAGGAUGAGGAUGAAAAUGACGAUGAUGACAGUGGCGAUGGCGGGGAUGACUGGCAGUGGGAUGAUGGGUACGGCUCCCCAUAACUUAGCUCACUUGUAGGGUGUUACGUUCAUUGCAUAAGAUUACACCUAUGCUAUCAUAUAACUUAGAUACUUCCUAAUACUUGUCAGUGAAGCUACAAUUUGAUGUAAGAGUUCU
Lentinula edodes (shiitake mushroom) is the source of this 3043-nucleotide messenger RNA. RefSeq lists its product as uncharacterized. Bases 1 to 2928 code for a protein of 975 amino acids. The record is from RefSeq and is a predicted model, not a curated record. NCBI's taxonomy places the organism in Eukaryota, Fungi, Basidiomycota, Agaricomycetes, Agaricales, Omphalotaceae. The transcript is spliced from 8 exons.